AUGGAAACUGUACAGAAGAGAAAUUAUUAUGAUGUUAUUGCAGGUUUAUCAGCAUUUGAAAAGUCAAAUGAUGUAACUUUAAGUAAUGAAGAGUUGAGAGAAUUGACUACAAUUAAUGACAAAGAUGGUGACGAUGAGUUACAGUCAAAUGAAAAUGAAGAAAAUUUAAAGAAUGACGAAGAAAAGGGUAAAAUGGUUGUUCAUGGUUAUUUGGGUGGUAAAGUUGAUCUUUCAGAAGCUUCAAAUGCUACUUAUGAUUUAUCUCAUACUCUUCUUGGAGGUUAUGUGCCAAAAAAACAAUUAGAAUCAUUAUCAAGUAUUGAUUUUGCUCAUUAUUUCCAUAAAUCUCUAGAAUGCGAAAACGCUUUAGAAGUAUAUGAUUUAUUAGUAGGUAAUGAGUACAGACAUGUUCAACAACAACAAUAUAGAAGUGAUUCUCAGAAUAAAGAUGGGAAUGUUAGAAAAGUUGUGAUAUGUAAGAAUUGUAAAUCAAGAUUCACAGGACCAAACAGAAUGAAAUCACUAUAUAAACAUAAUUGUAAUAAUACUAAAUAA
Vanderwaltozyma polyspora DSM 70294 is the source of this 555-nucleotide messenger RNA. It is a transcript of the gene LDB7, whose product is annotated as Ldb7p. Bases 1 to 555 code for a protein of 184 amino acids. Gene Ontology annotation, cellular component: RSC-type complex. Gene Ontology annotation, biological process: chromatin remodeling. The transcript has a single exon. The record is from RefSeq and is a predicted model, not a curated record. NCBI's taxonomy places the organism in Eukaryota, Fungi, Ascomycota, Saccharomycetes, Saccharomycetales, Saccharomycetaceae.